This is a messenger RNA of Penicillium chermesinum, 2196 nucleotides long. RefSeq names its product PXA domain-containing protein. The transcript is spliced from 4 exons. Bases 1 to 2196 code for a protein of 731 amino acids. Gene Ontology annotation, cellular component: extrinsic component of endosome membrane; early endosome; late endosome. Gene Ontology annotation, molecular function: phosphatidylinositol binding. The record is from RefSeq and is a predicted model, not a curated record. Lineage: Eukaryota; Fungi; Ascomycota; Eurotiomycetes; Eurotiales; Aspergillaceae. Gene Ontology annotation, biological process: early endosome to late endosome transport; protein targeting to lysosome; endosome to lysosome transport.
AUGACCAACCCUCCCCGCCCAGGUCUGCAGCCUGUGUCUCUAAUGAAGGCUGGCCCGACCACGUCUGGCUCCCAGCCAAAUGCCCUUCCGUCUGCAGCUCAACCACCUUUUCCUAGACCCUCCUCACGACUUAGAGUGCAUAAGACAUCUUCUCGAGAAGAUCCGACUGAUUACGCCAGUGAAAAAGCUACGUCGGCCUUAAUUAGACGGGUCUUAUGUCCCCAAGCAAGCAGUUACGGCAUCUCUACGCCACAGCCUCCGGAAGAGCUUCUGCCGCCUCUCACAAGCUCUAAUGACGUUGACCGUCAGCUGUACGCGCUGAUUGCCAUCAUAGUCAAAGAAUUUCUGAUUUCCUGGUACGCCAAGAUUACUCCGGAUCAGGCUUUGGUCAACGAAGUCCUGCAAGUUAUUGCACAUUGUACCCGCGCUCUCGAACAGAGGAUCCGACAAGUCAAUGUCGCACAGCUUGUGUUGGAUGAGAUCCCAGCGCUCGUGGAAGCACAUGUCACCUCUUACAGAUUGGCGAAGCAACAGUCGCAUCUUUCGGGUCUGCCAACAUCACAUCGGGCCCUCUAUCAUGAACUGAACCCUCAUCCGGGGGCUGUCCCGGUCCCGGACGACGAUGAUCCUGAUACGAUAACCAGGCAGGAUGAAAAUGAAGCCGUAUAUCGACGCCUGCUGGCGAACGGAAUGCUUGCUAUACUUUUGCCUACAGAAGACCUGGAGAACAGCAGUUUGAGAACAUUGGUCGGCGAUAUCAUAGCGGACCUGAUACUUGGCAAAGAAGUGGGUGAUAGGAUCUGCAAAGGCGUGUUCUUCUAUGAGUUGAUCAUCAAAUUCACCAUGAUCGUGAGAAAUCGUAAAGACCCCAAGGACUCUGGCGCUGCGGAGGACGCGACACCCAACCGCCUAGAAAAGUUUGGGCUUCUAUCAUCAGAAGAACCUUCCAGAGCACAGGUACCAACGGGCGAAUCGCAAUUCAUGGCUUGGAUCUGGCUUAUCCUCCAUGCACUCUAUCUUUUUUACGUUUCCCUGCGUUUCAUCGUCACUGGACUUUCUCGAGUCGCAUCGAAUCCAGGACUAGGGUCCUCGCACGGUGCUGCGGUUCCAUCUCCUACUGCAACAUCAGGCCUGCCGAAGAGCGACCCUGGAUCAUCAGAAAAUGUCGCCGGUAGACGCCCCGUCCUGGAUUACGGGGCGAUAUCGAUGGCCUCGACAGUGUUUGAAAUACCCAAGCGAAUGCCGUGGACCUCUGGCCUUCUUGCCCUAGGCCAACAUCUGAUCCUGACAGGGCCGGGUAGGCUUGGUAACACAGACGGGAUCCUUGACAGAUUUCUCCGGGAAACCAUAGAGGAGUAUGUCCUGCCCCCCACUUUGUUGCCCAACAUACUUCUCGCGACGAGGUUGGCUCUUUUCCCGGCCAAUGCCCGCCCAGCAGCCCUAGCAGCGAGUCCAGCAACCCCGGCUUUCGCUCCGCAGCCGUCCGUGCAGCUUCCGAAUACCGACGGAAAAAGUCUCACUGCAACUAGUCCCGUUGUGGCUACAUCCCCAGCACCCGCUCCCCAAGUAGUAAUCAGUGCGUCUCCCGCCGGCGACCGUGGCGACACGACAGGGAGGCCUAAUCUUAGGAAUGGCGACAUGUCCAACACCAGCGGCCGCGAUCAGCCCGUCAUUUCGCCGGGGCGUGCAUCCCGUCCAGGGACGGCAGAUCCGGUUAACCCAUCACCCACCCUCCCAACGGCACCCGCGACUAACCAACAAGCCCCUUCUUCCACGGGGGCGAUCGCCGCUAUUCAGCGGCAAUGUGCAGCUAGCCUCCUGGCCGUGAUUCCGCGCAGUGUAGCACGAACUUUGCUCGGACUCCCGGCUCCCUCCAGUAGUGAUCAGCGCAGUGGAGACACUCUCUUGCCCCGAUCGUCGUCUCAGCAAAGCAUCGGCAUGUCACUCCGUGAGAGCCCGCUCGGGGACCAACGCACAGACAGAAUUGCGAGUCCCGAGGUCGACCCGGAGGAAGAACUCCUCCUGCGCGCUAUCGAGACGGACCUGCUCGAUCUGCUAGCAGACGAGUACUGCAACAAGCACCUUGUAUACGCGGUGCUGGAGACGGUAUUGAUGAAAGUCUUGCCCGAACUCGCAGAGCGUAGUGUUGCGGAUCUAAUGGAUGAUCGCGGGGUUCCUCCCGUGCCGGGCUAUUAA